AUGGCUGGUCCAAUAGACACAGAGUCUAUUGGAAAGAGAUGGGUGGUUCGUGCGUGCGAAGUAGUAGCUCUUGAAGUUCGCUCCGCGGCCGGUUUGUGGUGUUUUGCGUUGGUUUUGGUGCUUGCGGGAGUACCAUCGGUUUUGCUGGAGUUCGCAUCAUUGGAGAGGGAGGGCGACUUGCGUCGCUGGUUGAAUUGGCACACGUGA
Messenger RNA from Penicillium samsonianum, 207 nucleotides. RefSeq lists its product as uncharacterized. NCBI's taxonomy places the organism in Eukaryota, Fungi, Ascomycota, Eurotiomycetes, Eurotiales, Aspergillaceae. Bases 1 to 207 code for a protein of 68 amino acids. The transcript has 2 exons. The record is from RefSeq and is a predicted model, not a curated record.